Molecule: messenger RNA, 4562 nt
Organism: Melopsittacus undulatus (budgerigar)
Lineage: Eukaryota; Metazoa; Chordata; Aves; Psittaciformes; Psittaculidae
Gene: STK38
Product: serine/threonine kinase 38
Exons: 14
Coding region: 193-1590 (465 amino acids)
Biological process (GO): peptidyl-serine phosphorylation; intracellular signal transduction
Molecular function (GO): ATP binding; protein serine/threonine kinase activity
Source: RefSeq, a predicted model, not a curated record
CCUCGGCGCUUGUCCCGUCCGGGUCGCCGUCGGCGGGGGGCGGCCGUGGCCGCGCAGGGGUUCCGGGAGCUCCGGUAGCUCCGGUCCCGUUUGUCCCUUCCCCCGUCAGCGCUGCUCCGGUUUCACCCCGCUUGGCAGCCCCGGACCCUCUGUCGCCUUCAGCUCCUCGCCGCCCCCCCCGGGGGCUCCGCCAUGGCAAUGACGGGCCCCACGCCGUGCUCCUCCAUGAGUAACCACACCAAGGAGCGAGUUACAAUGACAAAGGUGACGUUGGAAAACUUCUACAGCAACCUCAUUGCGCAGCAUGAAGAACGAGAGAUGAGACAAAAGAAGCUAGAACAAAUGAUGGAAGAAGAAGGCUUAAAAGAUGAAGAGAAAAGAAUCAGGAGAUCAGCACAUGCACAAAAGGAAACAGAGUUUCUUCGCUUAAAGAGAACAAGGCUUGGCUUGGAAGACUUUGAGUCUUUAAAAGUCAUAGGCAGAGGAGCAUUUGGAGAGGUGCGACUGGUCCAGAAGAAGGACACAGGGCAUGUUUAUGCAAUGAAGAUACUACGGAAGGCUGAUAUGCUUGAGAAAGAGCAGGUUGGCCAUAUUCGUGCAGAGCGGGACAUUCUGGUGGAGGCCGACAGUCUGUGGGUUGUGAAGAUGUUUUAUAGUUUCCAGGACAAGCUAAACCUUUACCUUAUCAUGGAGUUCCUGCCUGGAGGUGACAUGAUGACAUUAUUGAUGAAAAAAGACACUCUAACAGAAGAAGAGACCCAGUUCUACAUAGCUGAGACCGUGCUGGCCAUUGAUUCUAUUCAUCAGCUGGGUUUUAUCCAUCGGGACAUAAAACCAGACAACCUUCUUCUGGACAGCAAGGGCCAUGUGAAACUCUCAGAUUUUGGUCUCUGUACUGGCCUAAAGAAAGCCCACAGAACAGAAUUCUACAGGAACCUGAACCACAGUCUUCCCAGUGACUUCACUUUCCAGAACAUGAAUUCCAAAAGGAAAGCAGAGACUUGGAAGAGAAAUAGACGGCAGUUGGCUUUCUCUACUGUGGGAACUCCAGAUUACAUUGCUCCUGAGGUUUUCAUGCAGACUGGCUACAACAAGCUCUGUGACUGGUGGUCGCUUGGAGUCAUCAUGUACGAGAUGCUCAUUGGUUAUCCACCAUUCUGCUCUGAGACUCCUCAAGAAACAUACAAGAAAGUCAUGAACUGGAAGGAGACUCUGACAUUUCCUCCAGAAGUUCCCAUAUCUGAUAAAGCCAAGGAUCUUAUUUUAAGAUUUUGCUGUGAAUGGGAGCACAGAAUUGGUGCAUCUGGUGUGGAGGAAAUAAAGAGUAACCCAUUCUUUGAAGGGGUUGAUUGGGAGCAUAUCAGAGAGAGACCUGCUGUGAUUUCCAUAGAAAUUAAAAGCAUUGAUGAUACCUCAAACUUUGAUGAAUUUCCAGAAUCUGAUAUCCUUAAACCAACAGUGGCCACCAGCAACCACCCAGAGACUGACUACAAGAACAAGGACUGGGUUUUUAUCAACUACACCUACAAGCGAUUUGAAGGUCUGACAGCCCGAGGAGCGAUCCCAUCCUACAUGAAGGCAGGAAAGUAAUAAAUCAUUACCUGGGACAACUUCUGAGCCAUGGAAUUCUGCUCCUGUGCUUUGGGUUUAGACUCCCACAAGAACCACUUCCUUUUUUUAAUGAGAACUUGAGGGCUAUUAACUCUCGGAGAAGACUUCAGGACCCUGUUUUGUUACACACCCUGGUUGUUACUAAGGCCUUUUUCUACAUCACUGAAUGUUUGUGUCAUCUCUGCUACCAGCACGUUUUGCUGCUUCAGGAGCACGAGUUUAUUGUCUUGUUGAACUCCUUGCCAGUUGUAGUCUGUUGGGAGAGCACCCCUUCCCUUGGACGUGCAAAGCUCUUCAUAGGGACUGCUUUGCCAGUCCUGCAUGAAGUGACAAACUCAGCCUGCCAAUUCUGCCAGCGCUGUCUUCCCUAGUGGCAAAGGACUUCAGUACAGAGGAAACAAAGCAAUAAUGAAAGCUUGAGACAGAAAACUCUCCAGUAAACUAGAUGUGUAGUAGGACACAACUUGGAUUGCCUUAACCUUAGUUUGUAGUGCUGGUUUUUACUUGGAAGCCUCUCUAAUGGCAUUUCUCAACUCUGGCGCAGCAGCCUCCAGUUGCAGUGCACUUUACUUUUGGUACUAAGACAGGAUUUGACCCUCAAGCCAUUUCAUGUUUUUGUUCUAAAGUAAUAAUUGUGCAACACUUUGUUUUCCUAGACAGUCUUAGGAGAAAUGGGCCAGUUCCUCAGCAUGCACCAACAGUUUUCACUUACUGUAUGCAAGGCUGCAGAUAAUGCAAACUACAGCUGGUAACCCAAGUAGAUCUGGACUUAGUGCAGAGAGGAAAGGAAAUACAUUUAACCUGAGCCUUGGUGGGGAUCUUGUGCACAGCCUGGUCAGCUGGGAGGCUUCCCAGUCCUGCUGCUGCCAUCUUUUGGCCAUUUCUAAGAUCUGCUGCUUCUUCACUGGGUUAAGGACAAGCCCGUUUCUUUGUGGCCUUUCUGCUCUUGCUUUUGAGCAAACAGCAUCAGAUUCGUCCAUGAGUUCUGCUGGUGGAGGCCUCCCUGGCUUCUCCUUAAGGAGUUUGUCUUUCUGUGUGGCUGAACCAUCAGUCCCUGUGGUCUUCCAAAGAGACAGUGAUCAUGGGCUCAGUGUUGGGGCAGUAGAACCCACUUUUCCCCUCUUUUCCUCUCUUUAUCUUAUUGCCUGGUGUCAUUUCUACAAGUACAUUCAGUUAUGGUCAGGUUGCUCUCCAGGAGAGCUGGAAAGUGCCUUUCCUUGCCUGGGCAUCUCAGAACAUGCCUGCAGUUUGGGAGGGAGGAUUCUGCCUCAGCUGAGCUUUUGCUAAUCCCUUUUUGCUCCACUUUGCACCUAUUUUGUAGUUAACUCUGCAAAAUGCCUCUGGUUAAUGGCUCCAGGGGCAGGAGGCAUUAACCUUUGGGCCUGCCUGGUUCCAGUCUUUAACUCACAAUUAGGACUACAAAUACAUGUAUAAAUGUAAGGUUUCUAAAAGCUUGUAUCAAUUUGAAUUGUCUUGGAUUCUUGCAGACUUCCUGGUGCUGAACACUUAACUGCAUAGCACAGACAAAGCUGUUUAGAAACAAAGCCAGAGCAGUGUUUCAAAGUCAAAGGAAGCUCUCAAUUAUAUUUAAGCCUAAUAUUCUAGAUUAGGACAUGAAAGAAAAUGAGUUUGUUGUGAAACUUGUUUUAAUAGGUGCUUUUUAGGGAAUUUUUACCUAGAUGUCUUUUGAAUUGAGUGCCAUUGUGAAGGACUGAUUGGGGGAUUGGAGUGCUGUAUAUAGCUAACAGUGGGUGAUAGCUGCUUAGCAUCCUUCCCCUGACCACUCCUUGUGCUUUUUGUAUGUGUCCUAGGAGUUGCCAUAAGCAGUGUAGAUACCACUUGGAUCCUACAAAGCUGAAAUGCAAACAUAGCCUUAAGCAGAAGUCCCAGGAUCACUGCAGUGAGCAGGGCUUACUCCAAUGAAUAAGGGCUAACUGAAGCUAUGAUUUACAGGGUCAGGAUUUUCAUCGGCUAGCAUCUUCUGCUCCCUUUUCCCUUUUUAUGGAGGACCGAUUCCUGCUUCUCAGCUUGCUCCAUCUCCUCCUUAUCCUGCAGUUUGUUUCAAGCCGUGUGAAAAUGUUGCCUUACAAAACCAUUGGAAAACUAUGAGGUGUUAAUAUCAAACCAGUCUGAAAACUUCCUAAUGGCUUAGUUACUGCCUUAAUAAUUAAAACCUCCAAGGCCUUUCAAGCUGCUGUGGCUUAGGAAUACAUGAUUUUUGGGAUAGUAGCUGCAUUAUUAGCCCUUCACUGAAAGGGACUGGCAUUUUUAUUUCUAAAUACCAAAGAUGAAGUGAAGCAACUCAAACUUGUGAUAAUUUGCUGUAAAACCAACCCUUUAUGGUAACAUGGACUGUGCAUUUUUAGUGCAUGUGUGUUCGGAAUCCUUUGGUUGUUACUUUUUGAGUUAAAAGUCACGUUUUCCAAAGGCACAAGGAGCAGUUGUCACACUCACUCCUGUUGUAUUAUGGUUGUGUUGUGAGCCUGCUUCCUCCCACAGCUGAGACAAGAAGUACAGCAUCUUCUUCCCAGGAUCCAGCUUUCAUUUCAUUUUCAGAUGAACAUUUUACUGUGCCCUGUUCCAUGUUAGCCAAACAUUUUCCUUAGCUCCUAGCUUGUGUAUUGAGGUUGUGUGUAUCUCCUAGCUCUGGUUUUUAGUUAAGCUGCAAGCAGUUGCUGGACUUGUAGGAGUAAUUCCAGUCUGAAUUUCCAGUGGAUCUGAACAUGAGUGAUGCUGCCUUCAUCUCCGUAUCAUGCCUAGCACAAAACUGCACUAAGUGUUUCUUACCACUGUGCACUGACUCUGCCUUAACUUGUAAGUCAAAACAAGCAUCUGUAAAUACUUCAAAGCUGUUACAAAACUGCACUGUACAAUGGGGCAGGGGGAGUGGGGGUUGCUUUUUAUGGGACGAUCUUUGCAUUGUGUUGUGUAAAUAAAAUCCUCUUAGGAAA